AUGAGUGCAGAGUGCACGCAGUGGCACAGACAAGACAUUCAGAAUCUGCUGAAGAAGCUGCGGCUCGCGUGGAAGGAUCUGCGCAUCGAAAGCAAGCUCAAGCUGCUGAUCGGCUUCGUGCAGGUGGUCGCGCCUAUGGGCGCUGUCUACUCGAUCACGAUGCCCGACUCGUUCCGCGCCUUCCUUGAGGCCAUGGAGGCGAUCUACAUCGACAUCUUUGGGCCGUUGUUUGUGCCGACAAAGUGCCUCGGCGGACUCUUCAACCUGCUCCUGCUGAAGGGGUUCGUCCCGAUCGGGCUGCUGCUCUUCGUAUGGCUGAUCCUCUCUAUCGUGCGACUGCGCAGCGAGCGGCGCAGCGAGCGGCGCAGCGCCAACGGCGACGCCGUCCCGCCUCUCUCCCCUUGGCGCGCCGUGGUGCACGCUGUCCGGAGCAGCCUCCGCCUGCUGCUGCCUGCCACCCUCUGGAUGAUCGUCAUCUUCUGCACCAGCGUCUCCGCCAGCGUCUUCAGCGCCUUCCACUGCCGCCGGUUCGUCGUCAACACCGACAUGGACACGCGCGAGUUUCUGCGGGCCAGCCUCGACAUCGAGUGCCCCGGUGACGGGCGCGAGGCGAGUCCCGAGUACCAUGAGCUGCAAGGCCUGGCGUGGGCGCUGAUAGUCCUCUGGCCCAUCGGCUCGCUGCUCGGACUAGCGGCGCUCUUCCUGAGCAUCCGCGGCGCGGUGAUGCACCGCAAGCCAAACAAGUGGUCCCGCGCCGCCGGCCUCCUCACCCGAGACUUCAAGGCCGAGUUUUACUGGUGGGAGUGGCUCGAGCUGGUGCGGCGGCUGCUGCUCACUGGCUUCGUGCUCGCCAUCCCCGAGUCGGCCGCCUUCCUGCGGCUGGCGGUGGCGCUCGUCGUGAGCGUGCUCUUCCUCAUCAGCCAGAUGCUCCUCGUGCCGUACAAGGCGGAGGUGAUCCAGUUCCUCUCGUGCGCCGCGCAGCUCGUCAUCAUCGUGCUGCUCAUCGGGUCGACGUUCAUGUACCUACACGAGCAGUUCUCGGUGGCGAUCGCGAGCGCGGCGGUCGAGACGGGCGACACCGACCCGGUCGUAUCGGUGCUCGUCUUUGAGUCGCUCGAAAACAUCGCCGUCCUCUGCUUCGCCGCCAUGGCCGUCCUCGCGCUCGGCCUCUCCGCGCUGACGGUCCGCAGCAUGGUGCUCCGUGGCAAGGACGAGCUCCUGCGGCUCAAGGCGACCAAGGCGCGGCCACAGGUGUCCAUCGCGCGGGGGCUCAAAUACCACCUCUUCCUGAGCCACAUCUGGGGCACCGGCCAGGACCAGGUCGCCGUGAUCAAGCGGCAGCUCCUGCGGAUGGUGCCCGACCUCGUCAUCUUCCUGGACGUCGAUGAUCUCGAAGACAUCGGCAACCUGGAGGGUUACAUCGACGAGACGAUGGCGGUGCUCAUGUUCCUCUCGCGCGGGUACUUCACCUCGCGCAACUGCCUGCGCGAGGUGCGGUCCACCGCGGAGCGAAAGCUGCCCGUGAUCCUCGUCCACGAGAGGGACGUCAACAAGGGCGGCCUGCCGUACGAGGCGUCGAUGGACGAGUGCCCGGAGGACCUGCGCGAGUUUGUGUUUGGCAAGGAGGGCGCAAUGCGCGAUGUGCUCGAGUGGCACCGCGUCACCGUCUUCCAGCUCUGCACGCUCAAGGAGAUUGCGCGCGUCGUCCUCGACUACACGCCGCUCUACCUCGACGACCAGAUCCUCGACGUCUACCUCAAGACGGACUGCGAGGUGGAGGACCUGACCUUUGCCUCGCCCGUGGCGGCGUACGCCUCCCCAAACAACGUUGGCUGCCGGCGGGCGAUCCGUGAGCUCGCAAAGACCUUCCGCUCGAGCGACUUUUUCGUCCGGCUCGAGCCGCCCGCCGAGUGGGUCGACCCGGCCGUGCUCGCGAGGAGGAGGCUCGAGGAGGGCGAGGGGGAGCUGGGCGGCGCGUCCGCUGGGAGCAACGUGUCCCUCUCCGGCACCGGCACCGGCUCCGGCCCCGGGAGGGUGCCCCGGAACCUGGAGAAGCGCCGCCAGAUCUUUCUGCUCUACCUCAACCGCAACACCUGGCACGGCGCGGCGGGUGUGGAGCUGGCCGCAGAGGUGCGCCUCGCGCUCGAGAUCGGGGCCGAGAUUGUCAUGCUGCAUGAGAACGACCCCGAGCGCGACGGCUGCGAGUUUGGCCACUUCUUCGGCACCACGCCCGUCGACCUGAUCAACAACGGGCUGUUCAAGCCGCUCGCCGUCGCGCUCAUGACGGGCCCGCACCGUCGCGUCAGCCUCUCGCUGGCCGCGCAGGCGAUGGGGGCGACGCGCAAGCGAGUCGCGAAGCGGAUGAGCUUUCACAGGUCGUCGAGUGGCUCGGCGGACGACCUGCUCGACGCCGACGAGGAGCGAGAGACCGAGACGACCGGGGGCACGGAUAACGGGCAGGGGGGGCAGGGGGGGCAGGAGGCCGAGUCGAGCGUGGGGUCGGGGCUCUGGAGCCGCGCCCGCGGCCGCCUCGCCCACACGAGGGGGUCGAAGAAGCCCGUCGCUUCUUCGAGCGGAGCGGAGCAGGCGCACGCCAGCUCAUCCCACGUCGCACUCGACGUGAGCGGUACCGCCGGGAGCAGCGUCGAGCAGGCUGGCAAGGUGUGCGUCGUUUGCCUGAGUGGGCCUCGGACGCACGCCGUCAAGCCGUGCCGCCACCUCUGCCUGUGCCCCGACUGCGCCGCGACAGCGCUCAAAGACUUGGACACCUUUUCGCAGUGUCCAAUCUGCCGCGCCGACAUGGAUGGAGUGAUGCGCAUCUACGAGCCGUGA
Emiliania huxleyi CCMP1516 is the source of this 2832-nucleotide messenger RNA. RefSeq lists its product as hypothetical. The record is from RefSeq and is a predicted model, not a curated record. The coding region runs from base 1 to 2832 and encodes 943 amino acids. Gene Ontology annotation, molecular function: ubiquitin protein ligase activity. Gene Ontology annotation, biological process: ubiquitin-dependent protein catabolic process; protein ubiquitination. The transcript has 3 exons. NCBI's taxonomy places the organism in Eukaryota, Haptophyta, Isochrysidales, Noelaerhabdaceae.